UUAACCCCCCACCCCCCUCGCGGCUCCCUCGAUUCUAUGGUUUCUGCCCCCCUCACACCGCGAGCGGGAACCGACUGCUCGUACGUCGGACGCCGGUGGUGGUUCCUCGUCGGUGGUGGACCUCGCGAAUCGUCGUCGUGAUCAUCGCGUCGUUACCAGCCCUCCUGCCUUCGCGCGGUGGAGGAGGUGGUGCUGCUGCUGGUCGGCAUGAACGAUGAUGGAUGUGGAGGAGACCAACACGGCGUCUACCGCGAGUUCCUCGCCGAGACCCUCGAGCCCCGCCGCCGACUCCACUUUCAUCAGCGUGAAGAGGGAACCCAAAGAGGAGCCCAGCAGCCCUCUGGAGGCCACCAGCCCCGGCUCCAUCCUACGCAACAACGAACAGCAUUACGCGGCAGCUGAUUCAAACAGUUCGACGCCCGCUAAGAGCUUCGUACCCUGCAAGGUCUGCGGCGAUAAGGCGAGCGGCUAUCACUACGGCGUAACCAGCUGCGAGGGUUGCAAGGGCUUCUUCAGGAGGAGCAUACAGAAGCAGAUAGAGUACAGAUGCUUGAGAGACGGCAAGUGUCUCGUCAUCAGAUUAAAUCGGAACCGUUGUCAGUACUGCAGAUUCAAGAAGUGCCUAGCCGUCGGCAUGUCCAGAGAUUCUGUCAGAUACGGCAGGGUGCCGAAACGCUCGAGAGAACGCGGCCCAGAGGACGCGAUGUCGACGAACACGACGACGACCACGACCACUACCACCACCACCACGGGGAUGCAGCAACUGACCUCGCCCGGUGCCGGCAACAACAACAACAAUAACAACAACAACAACAGCGCCAGCAAUAAUAACAACAGCAGCAGUCAGAAUAACAAUAACAACAAUAACAACAAUAACAACAACAGCCAGAGCCAGAACGCGGUAUCGCGGGUGCCGUCGGCGGCGGUGGCCGAGGCCGAUCAAUCGGACGCCGACGUGAAAGUGGCCGUGUACGACCUGAUCCUGCAGGUGUCGCAGGCGCACCAAGCGCAUUGCGGCUUCACGGAGGAGUCGGUGAGGGGCCUCGUGAGGAAGCCGAUGAUAAUACCGGCGAGUAAUUCUUCGCAGCCUGCCAGCCCGGAGGACCCGGAAGCGGCCUCCUCGACGGCGGAGACCGUCGAGUCGCAGAGGGUCUGGCUGUGGCAGCAGUUCGCCGUCAGGGUUACGCCGUCGGUCCAGAGGGUGGUGGAGUUCGCGAAACGAGUGCCGGGCUUCUGUGAUCUCUCCCAGGACGACCAGCUGAUCCUGAUCAAGGUCGGCUUCUUCGAGGUGUGGCUCAGCCACAUCUCGAAGAUGACCAGCGACAGUUCGAUGACCUUCGAGGACGGCACGUACAUCACCCGGCAGCAAAUGGAAUUGAUGUAUGAGCCCGACUUCGUGUCCGCGCUGAUGCAAGUCGCGUCGUCGUUGAACGCCCACCAACUGACGGACGCCGAGCUGGGGCUGUUCUCGGCGGCGGUGCUGCUGAGCGAGCGGCCGGGCCUGAACGACGUGAAGGCGGUGCAGAGGCUUCAGGACCGGUUGCUGGAGGCACUCAGGGUGGAGGUGUCACGGAGUCACUCCGCCGCUUCCGGCGACACCGGCUCGGUCUGCUCCGGCGGCGUCUCGCAGAGGAUACCCGAGUUGAGAGCGCUCGGCGCCAGGCACGCCAAUCUGCUCGAUUGGUUCCGCAGAAAUUGGACGAAGCUCAAGUUACCGCCGUUGUUCGCCGAGAUAUUCGACAUUCCCAAGUGUGAGGAGGACUUGCAAUGAGGAGAACCCAUCGGGUACACCGAGAUAAUUCAAGGAAGACCAACGGUGGAGCCGGGAGGAGGAUUCGUCCAGCACACAGCGCUCGAGCUCUUGGAGGUGCGGCGAGAAACGACGCUGCCUUUCGCGCGGUAUUAGGCAAUACUGCGACUCGCUGUAUUAGGAAAUUCAGAAGAGAGAAAGGUGAGAGAGCGAUGUCGUCGUUUGGGGCGAGUCGCGGCGAAUUUCCGACGAUGAUCUUUCGGAAGCGCGCCAACGCUACCGUUCAUUUGCGGCGAGACGUCUCGGGGGAAUGACGCGACGGUGUCUCUCUCUCUCUCUCUCUCUCUCUCUGCGGCCGAAGAGCACCGGCUUUCUCUCUCUCUCUCUCUCUCUCUCUCUCUUUCGCCGGGAGACUACUCGGCGUAACAUUAGGAAAUUAAAUGUUAUAUUAGGAAAAAAUCAAGCUGAGAAGCGCAUCGAGCAGCGAGGUGGCCGUUGAUGAGGGAAAUUCUUUCGGCGAACUUUUCACAGGCGACUUAUCUCAAAGAUAUCUCUCGGUCGCGCUGGAGGAAGCGCGUCAACACACUCUCGAGAGCAAGCAAUAGGACGAAGCUCCGACGGGAGGAGCCCCCCCCGGGUCAAUCGGGCAGGAGAUUCUCGCGCAAUUUGCUCAAAUUCAAGGGAAACGGCUUUGUACUAUUCGCCAGGCAAUACCACACAACAUCACGUACGAACACGCGUCGCGAGCGCGUUUUCCCGAGCGAGCAUACGUAUUACCUGAAAAUACUCAAUCGACGAGAGUGGAUUCUCUUUACGCGUCGCUUCUCACCGUCGCGCGAUAAACUUGCGCAAACGGCGCCGCGUGUACAGCCGUUUGCUUCUUUCUCCGCGCGUAAUGAACGCCACAAAUGGGCAAGCACAAAAUGCGUAUAAUCGAGUCAUGGACGAGAACACGUCCGUUCGUGCUCGAGAUGUUGUUUCCGCGUCCUUUCUUUUUCUUCGGGUAUCUCUAAGGUUUAAGGAUAGAAAACGUACACACACACACACACACACGGACACACAUACAUUAUAUACAUAUAUAUAUAUAUAUAAACACAGCGUGCAGUGCUCACCCGAGCGGGCACUCGUCCGUACGGGAAUCCGUGGUAAUCGGCCAGAUCAGCGUCAGAAACACCAAUUACUCAACGGACAUAUCAGAAAUUAAGAUUACGAAGUGUUCUCCUCCAUAUUAAGCGUUUCCAAGCACGUUCGUGGUUUUUCUCACGGGCCCGCGCCGCGAUCAUCCCGGAGUUCGAGUUUCGACGCGCUGGACGUCGAGAAGCGCGUUCGUUUUAAAGCCGAAUCACAUUAGCGAUUGUCGGCUAGAGCGUUUUUUAAAUGGCAGUCACUAAGUCUGUGGCUUUGCUCCGAUUGGUUGAGAAGUAAUCACAAUUCAAUCGACGAUCGCUAGUGCGAUGAUUUGGAGGAUUCAGUCGGCGUAAAGCUCCGACUCGUUCGAAAACUUUAAAUGGAAAGCUGACUUUCACCGGUGAAAUUAGAACGAGAUCAGCGAAGUUUAGCGAACUGCGCUUGUUCCGGACGACGAUGAAUUGCACUCGUAAGCAAGAGGAACGUCGAAUAUCGAGCUCCUCGAGAUCUCGGCGGCUUCGAUUCCCGAGAAUUGUCUCGCGAGAGUACCGAGACAGCAAGGAACGACAAAACGGACGCGCGGGCGUGCAUACGCACGUUACGCAUAUAUAUAUACAUAAACGCGUACAAACGCUACGCGCGUAGCUAUAUGAUAAAAAGAAAAUGGAGAAGAAGUUGUAUACGCGCGCGAGUACGUAUAUAUAUAAAUACAUAUAUAUAUAUACAAAUUUCACGCUGUAAGGCUCGAGAGGAAAUCUUUAUAGGACGUAUCUCUUUAGGUGCAUCCGCGCUACGAAUCUCAAUAUCUAUGCAAUCUCUAUUUUUAUUACUCGAAAAGUAGAAUAGCGAAUUAUCUCGAUAGAUAUAUAUAUAUAUAAUUAUAUAUAUCGCCGCGCCGCGCUUCGGGAGGCAGGAGGAGCCGUUCCAGGCGGAGACGCGCGCGAGUAAAGUGGAAACGCGACGGCGGUUCGGAUCAAAGUUCCUUAAUUGAUCGCGCACGGUCGCACGUUGUCGUCGCGCCGGUUGCGCGAAAUUUGCAGGUCCGGCAGGCUUGCGAAUCACGUCGCGUCUGGCCGCGGAAGAACAGCGAGCGGAUGCGACCGAUCGGUAUUUAUACACGUAUGUACAAAAAGCUGCAGACGAAACGCAUCAGUAAUCACACACACACACACACACACACACACACACAAUUCAUACACGACAGUCAGAAAUCUUUACCUGAGUCGCGAUUCCGCGCGGAACGAUCCCGAAGCGAGCGCGAUCGGCUCUUCAAACUUUGAACACUAAUAACUCUCUGACAAUGACUAGCAUAUAAUGCAUAACGAUGUAUAAUUGCAUGUGCGAGAGUGAAUGCGAGUAUGUAUGCGCGUGUGUUUGUCUAUUACGUGUGCUAGUGUCGCGUGUAUGUGUGUAUACGUCCGAGAGAGCACGUGAGUGCUUGUGCGCGAGUAUGUGUUUUUCGAAAUACUCAUCCGUGAAACAGCGGGAAUAUAAGAGAGAAAAGAAUUUUAUUGAUAUAGAUAUCACUGUUUUAUUCAGCGGGCGUACUUAAAGUUACGACGUGACCCGGUUUGUCGCUAUCAUUCAAAUCGAAAGAGAAUCGAAGACGCUAUAUCUUUGCGAUAUUAGAAGAAGGAAGAUGAGAUUUUCAACUUUAUCAUUCUCUCCCUCUCUCUGCCUCCCUUCCCCCUCCCACUUUCCCUUCCUCCCUUCCUCUCUCUCUCUCUCUCUCUCUCUCUCUCUCUCUCUCUCUCUCUCUUUCUCUCUUCCACUCUUUUUUCUCUAAGCGCUCACAUCAAGUUGUGAAUAAACAUAUCAUACUUAAUUAAUAUAUUGGACAAAGAGGAUAUCAUCGUUUAAUAUAAUAUAAAUAUAUAUAUAUUGAAAAAAUAUAUAUAUGUAUAUUGCAAAGGGACAUUAUGAGACUAUAUUGCAAAGGGAGUAGCUAUUAAAACGCGUUUACGUCGAGAGAAUCGCAAGGUAGACAUAUCGGCGACUACUGUAACGAUCACGCGCCGCAUGUAGUGUUCUCUCGCUUUGUUUUUUGUCGUUUUUACUCUAAUCCUCGUAAUCGGUAAAACGAAAGGUCUCUCGACUCUCUUGUGAUCCAGUGUGGAAAUAUCGAACGUGCGCUAUUCGCCGCUCAUUAAUCAUUGUUUUCCGCUCUCUCACUCGAUUGUCGCGGAACGGCGCGGGGAAGUGGGAAAAAGUGUCGAUUAACUUUCUCGGACAUUUUUCUCCGCCGUCGCGAUAUCGCGCGGUGUUUCUUUUUCUUUUUCCAAAUUUCUAGUCUCCGACAAAUCAUUCGCCGAGGUAACAAUCGUGAAUUGAGGUGUUCUCGCGAACGUUGCUGGAAUAUAUAAUUAUAAACGGCCAAAUACAUUAUAUAUAAAUAUAUAUAGUAAUAAUAUAGUAAUAUUGUA
This is a messenger RNA of Dinoponera quadriceps, 5301 nucleotides long. RefSeq names its product ecdysone-induced protein 78C (gene Eip78C). The coding region runs from base 215 to 1771 and encodes 518 amino acids. The record is from RefSeq and is a predicted model, not a curated record. The transcript has 8 exons. Gene Ontology annotation, molecular function: nuclear receptor activity; zinc ion binding; sequence-specific DNA binding. Lineage: Eukaryota; Metazoa; Arthropoda; Insecta; Hymenoptera; Formicidae. Gene Ontology annotation, biological process: regulation of DNA-templated transcription.